Carassius carassius (crucian carp) is the source of this 1328-nucleotide messenger RNA. Its product is annotated as 4-hydroxyphenylpyruvate dioxygenase-like protein. Gene Ontology annotation, molecular function: 4-hydroxyphenylpyruvate dioxygenase activity. The transcript has 5 exons. The record is from RefSeq and is a predicted model, not a curated record. The coding region runs from base 35 to 1327 and encodes 430 amino acids. Gene Ontology annotation, biological process: aromatic amino acid metabolic process. Lineage: Eukaryota; Metazoa; Chordata; Actinopteri; Cypriniformes; Cyprinidae.
CGUGACACACCCCUCUUUGUGACGUCACCCAAACAUGGCAGCCUACUUGAGCCGGUUGCACCAUAUUUCGCUUCACGUCUCAAACGUGGAUAAAGUUGCUCACGAGCUGGUGUCCCGGUUCCAGUUUAACGUGUUCGCGGCGCGACUGACAGACCGAGCGAAGCAGCUCGCGCUCCGCAGAGGAUCGGCCGUGUUCGUGGUCAAUGAGAGGCCAAGCGAGGCGCAGCGGAGGUUGAAUGAACGUCAGUCACGUGCCUGGAGUUCCGUCAGAGAGCGUCGGGAGUUGAACUGUCUGUACGGAGCCCAAGCGCACUAUCCGGUGGACACCGUGAGUAACGUGUGUUUCGAGGUGGAGGACGUGCAGCGGGCGAGCGCUGCGCUGCGGGAUCGGGGUGUGUGUGAGUUUCUCCAGCCGCCCACCGAGGUGACCGAUGACUGCGGCCGUGUCACCUUCUCCAUCAUCCGCUCGCCGGUAGGUAACGUGUGCCACACGCUCAUAGACCGCUCCCGGUACCGGGGGCUCUUCCUGCCGGGCUUCCAUCAGGUCCAGACGGACUCCGAGACCGCGGGGCGCGCGCAGUGUCCCAUCACGCACUUCGACCACAUCACCUUCGCGUGUCCCCGCAGCAGCACCGCUCACAUCACCCGCUGGUACCGAGACACCUUCGGCUUCCGGAGGUUCUUCAUUGACAGGAAUGAGGACGUGGAUGAGGGAUAUGUGCUGAACCACAACGGGAUCGGGCUGCGGCUGACGGCUAUGGAAUACUGGAAAUCCAGCGAGUCGGGAAUCACACUGCCCUUCAAAGAUGAAAAAGAGCCGGACUGCAAGUUUGUGAUCGCAGAGUCUCUUCCGGAGCAGGGUAGGAACCAGGUGGACACGUUUCUGGAUCAGCACCGGGGGGCAGGAAUCCAGCACAUUGGGCUCUACACCAAGGACAUCAUGAGAACGGCUCAGACUCUGAGUCUGUCUGGAGUGCAGUUCUUCUCUCCUCCGCCUGCGUACUACACUGAGGUGGGAAAGCAGGGCGAGAUCGUGGCGGCGGGUCACGACCCUCACACUCUGAGUCAGUACGGGAUUCUGCUGGACACUGACCUCCACACGGACAGACGGAUCUCAGACGGCCAGCGGUAUCUGCUCCAGGUGUUCACCAAGCCUAUUUUCGGAGAGGACACCUUCUUCCUGGAGCUGAUCGAGCGCAGAGGUGCCACGGGCUUCGGCGAGGGCAACAUCCGAGCGCUCUGGAGAUCCGUGCAGGCCUACAUGGAGAAGGAAGAGCAUCGGGAGAUGGAGCGCCAAGACAAAAAGAGCACACCGAGCUUAAUUUGAA